Molecule: messenger RNA, 6220 nt
Organism: Lineus longissimus
Lineage: Eukaryota; Metazoa; Nemertea; Pilidiophora; Heteronemertea; Lineidae
Product: transcription initiation factor TFIID subunit 1-like
Exons: 37
Coding region: 131-5941 (1936 amino acids)
Biological process (GO): RNA polymerase II preinitiation complex assembly; transcription by RNA polymerase II
Cellular component (GO): transcription factor TFIID complex
Molecular function (GO): RNA polymerase II general transcription initiation factor activity; histone acetyltransferase activity; TBP-class protein binding
Source: RefSeq, a predicted model, not a curated record
ACUAAAACCCAUAACAGAUCGAAAAGUUCUGCUAUUUUUCUGCACUAAAACGCAGUUUGCAGAGGUUAAACAGAUGCAUUUCGAUAAAAGAGCAUUGUCACAAAUUUAGGCUUCCAAACAGAUUUGGAAAAUGGAGAGUGACGAUGAUCAUGAUCAUGACCAUGACCAUGAUGACGGUGAGCACAGUUUCGAUGGUGACCGAUCAUUGGAACAUCAUCCUGAGCAAGAGACCAGUAAGGUGUCUGCACCGUUGACAGGUUUUCUGUUUGGUAACAUCAACAAGAAUUUUGAACUCGAGCCACAGGAUUAUCUGGAUGAGGAAGCGCGAGGACACCUUGGUCAGCUGAGUUCACUUGGGGGUAUAGCACCCAUGGUCAAGGAAAUAACUGAGGAUGCAAAGACUGAUGGUGAUUCAGAAGAUGCAGAGAGUCCUGCCAGUGAAGUUGCAGAAAAAGCUGACACAGCCAUUGACUACUCAGACAUCACUGAAGUAGCGGAGGACACCAGUGAGGACUACAGUCGGGCGAUGCAUUCUCUGAAGGCUCCACAAUCAAACGAUCAAGAUGAUUAUGAUGAUAGUGAUGACAAAGCAGCCAUGCCUCCUCCAACGUGGCUCCCACCUGGAGGGAAAUCUGAUACCAAAUCAGAGAAAAAAAUUGAUGGCCAAGAGUUGGACAAGGACGGCAAGCCAAUAGUCACGCCCCUCGGUGCAAUGUUACCCCCUCAACUCAAAGGCUUAGACGUUCAUAAGUUUUUCCCAGAGUUUAAGGAAGGAAAGGUGUUGAGGUUCUCCAAGCUGUUUCGACCAGCACAUGUCCCCCACAUGUGGAAACGUCGCGUAAAGAAGAAAAAGGAAGAACCAGACAAGAAGAAACCAGAGAAAAAAGACGAGAAGAAAUUAGAUGGUGUCGAAGUUAAAAAGGAACUGGCUGAUUCAAGUGAAGGUCGGCUUGAUCAUGAUAAACUUGACACAGAAUCUGGUGUGGUGAAAAUGGAGGUUGAUGAGGAGGAGAAGAACAGUAUAGCUGAUGAAGACUUCUGGUUUGAUCUGGACUGGGGACGGCCACCGAACCCUGAGGAGGUCGAGUCUGAUGAUGAGGAUAAAAUGAUGCGAGUGAAAGAAGAGGAGCAAGCAGACCUCAAAACGGAGGAGGGUGAAGAAGAACAUCCAGAUCGUCCAAGGAUUGCCGAAUGGAGGUUCGGACCUGCUGCUCUCUGGUAUAAUAUGGUAGGAAUUGAUGAAACAGGACAUGGCUUUGAUUAUGGCUUCAAAUUGAAAAGUGAAAACAAUGAGCCAGAAGAGAAUGCCCUUCCACCAGUGGACGUUCCUCCUCCAGACAUACCAGAUGAGGCAUUUAACAUGGUCUCCCAGGUGCAGUGGGAGGAGGACAUCAUCUGGAACGGCGAGGAGGUCCGACAGAAGGUGAUGCAGUCGCAGAAGCAACGAGCUGCAUCAGCUGGCUGGAUCCCGAGUUCUAACGUCAGGACACAGACACAGUUUGCUCAACAGUCCAAACUCGGCCCCAAUGUUAUCUUUCCUAGUGGACAAAUGAAGAACCCAUUCCAGAUGUAUGGACAGAAGGGGCUACUGAAGCCACCUGGCCAGCAAGAUGAUGGGAUGCAGGAGAACGAAGAUGGAACGUUUUACAGUAUCUUCCCAAUCGAGAAUCAUGAUCUUAUUUACGGGUCAUGGGAGGAGGAUAUCAUAUGGGAUGCAGAGAACAUGGAUACCAUCCCAGAACCAUCUGUUCUGACCCUAGACCCAAAUGAUGAGAACAUAAUCCUUGGCAUACCGGAGGACAGGGACCCCUCGCAGCCGCAGGAAACCAGCCAGGUCAAGAAGGAGAAGGAAGUGAGAAAAUCCAAGAUUCUUCUUGGGAAGGCUGGUAUCAUCAAAGAGGAGGAGGAGGAAGAAGAGGAGGAGCCAGAGGUACAAAACAAGGAUCCAUUCAACAUGUCUAAUGAUGAGUAUUAUAAUCCUAAACUUAGCCUGGACAAUGCUCUCAGGACAAACCUUGGUGGUAGUUUGAUACAGCAUUCAAUCCCUGCCCUUGAGCUUCGACAACCUUUCUUCCCAACUCAUAUGGGUCCAAUGAAGUUGCGUACAUUCCAUCGGCCACCCCUCAAGAAAUACUCCCAUGGAGCUCUGGCAACAAGCAACCCACAGCCCGUCCUUCCACUGUUGAAGCAGAUCAGAAGGAAAGCUAAGUUACGAGACCAGGAGCGUUCGGCGUCUGGCGGUGGGGAGAUGUUUUUCAUGCGGACUCCCCAGGACCUGACUGGCAUGGACGGCGAUCUCAUCCUCGCUGAGUUCUCAGAGGAGUUCCCACCCCUCAUCAUGCAGGUUGGCAUGGCAACCAAAAUUAAAAAUUACUACAAGAGGAAACCUGGAAAGGACCACAACCCACCCACGUUCAAAUACGGCGAGCUUGCGUACGCUCACACUUCACCGUUCCUCGGCUCCCAGGCUCCUGGGCAGGUUGUACAGGCGUUUGAGAAUGCCAUGUUUAGAGCACCAAUCUACGAACAUAAAGUGGCUGAUUCAGACUUCCUUAUUAUACGCACAAGGCACCACUACCAUAUCCGCAACGUGCCAUCGGUGUACACGAUCGGUCAGUGCUGUCCGCUGUAUGAGGUGCCUGGACCCAAUUCCAAACGAGCCAAUAAUUUCAUCAGAGACUUCCUACAGGUCUUUAUAUAUCGGCUGUUCUACAAGAGCAAAGAUCAACCCAAGAGGAUCAGAAUGGACGAUAUCAAAAAGGCUUUCCCGUCACAUUCUGAGAGCAGCAUCAGAAAGAGACUGAAACUCUGCGCUGAUUUCAAAAGAACUGGUAUGGACUCCAAUUGGUGGGUUUUGAAGUCAGAUUUCCGGCUGCCUACUGAAGAGGAAAUGAGGGCAAUGGUUUCACCUGAGGAGUGCUGCGGUUACUACUCAAUGUUGGCAGCGGAGCAGCGCCUAAAAGAUGCAGGCUAUGGGGAGAAGUCACUGUUUGCUCCAGAAGAGGAAAAUGAUGAAGAAUCAAAGAUGGAUGAUGAGGUACGGACGGCCCCGUGGAACACUACAAGAGCUUACAUAGCGGCCAUGAAGGGCAAGUGCUUGCUGUCCCUGACCGGUGUGACUGACCCAACGGGGUGUGGUGAGGGGUUUUCCUAUGUCAAGAUGCCAAAUAAACCUCAGCAGAAACAGCAGGAUGAAGAUAAACAAAAUACACCUCAGAAGAAGACUGUGACCGGUACGGAUGCUGAUCUUAGACGACUGAAUCUCAAGGAUGCUAAGCAGCUGCUGAAGAAGUUUGGAGUGCCCGAGUCCGAGAUCAAGAAGCUGUCUCGUUGGGAAGUGAUUGACGUUGUGAGGACGAUGUCAACCGAGCAGGCGAAGGCCGGCCAGGAGACUGGAACUAUGAGUAAGUUUGCUCGAGGAAAUCGAUUCUCAAUGGCCGAACACCAGGAACGUUACAAAGAAGAAUGUCAGAGGAUAUUUGAUCUACAAAAUAAGGUGCUAUCUUCGAAUGAAGUGUUGUCAACCGAUGAAGGGGGUUCAGAGAGUGACGAUUCAGAUUUUGAGGAGAUGGGAAAAAAUAUCGAAAAUAUGCUCGCUAAUAAGAAGACUACAUCUCAGAUGAAACUUGAGCAGGAAGAACAGGAGAGAAUCAAACUCCACAAGAUGAUCAUGGGUGAGGAUAUCAAGGAUGACAAGAAGAAAAAGGAUGAUGAUAAUAUGUCUGUAGGGAGCGGAGCCAGUAUUGGUGGUCGAAAACUGAAGAUCACACGUACCUUCCGCAAUGAGAAUGGCAAGGAGUAUGUGAGAACAGAGGUGGUGAGGAAGCCGUCAGUUAUAGACACGUAUGUCAGGAUCAGGCAAACUAAAGAUCCAUCGUUCAUUAAACAAUUUGCUACGCUUGAUGAGGCGCAGAAGGAGGAGAUGAAAAAAGAGAGAAGAAGAAUCCAAGAGCAACUCCGACGUAUCAAGCGUAACCAGGAAAAGGAUAAAGAACGUACAGUCAGCGGUGACCCCUUCCCCAUCGAGCCAAUCAUGAUCCCCAAGAAGAAAAAGAAGAAAGAUGCGCCACCUUUGAAAGUAAAGUUGAAGUGUGGAGCAUGCGGUCAAAUUGGACAUAUGAGGACAAACAAGGAGUGCCCCCUAUAUUCGAAGACUGCACCGAUUCUGCCAUCAAAACCGGUGGCCAUGACGGAAGAACAGGAAGAAGAAGAGGAAUUGAAGGCAACGCUUAACGAUAACGAGCUGAUCAAUGUUGAGGGGACAAAGAUUGUGUUGUCAAAGAACUUGAUUGAGCAUGCUGAAGAUAUGAGGCGCAAGUCCCUUGUUCUCAAGUUCCCUAAAAUGAGCGUCAAGCAGCAAAGGAAGAGACAGCGAGCUGGGACGGUCGUUCACUGUGAUUACCUCAAGCGUCCACACAAGCAAUCGAAUCGGCGUAGGACAGAUCCCCAGGUGACGUUAUCCAGUGUGUUUGAGUCUAUCCUGAACGAAAUGAGGGACUUGCCUGACAUCCAGCCAUUCUUGUUCCCAGUCAGCACGAAGGUGGUGCCAGACUACUAUCGGUUAAUCAAGAAACCCAUGGACCUGCAGAAGAUCCGUGAGAAUAUCCGGAACCGGUCAUACCACUCGCGUGAACAGUUCAUCAUGGACACAAAUCAGAUUGUUGAAAAUAGUAAGCAGUAUAACGGUCCAAAGAGUGCUCUGACCCGAGCUGCCCAGCACAUGAUGGAUUUGUGUCUUCAGAGAAUUGCAGAGAAAGAGGACCGUCUGAUGCGAUUAGAGAAAGCCAUCAAUCCACUUCUCGAUGACAAUGACCAGGUGGCUCUCUCGUAUAUCUUAGAGAACAUCGUGGCUAAUCUUAAGGCUGUCGACGGAUCCUGGCCAUUCCAUAAUCCAGUCAAUAAGAAGAUGGUGAAAGAUUACUACGACAUCAUCAAACGUCCGAUGGAUCUUGGGACACUCUUGAAGAAUGUUAAGGCACACAAGUACCACGACCGAGAGCAGUUCCUAGGUGAUGUUGAACUCAUCUACACGAACAGCAUCAAGUACAAUGGCCAAGAGAGCCCGUUUACAGCCUCUGCCAAAGCCAUGCUGCAUACAUGCAGAGAACUGUUACAAAUGCAUGAUGAAGACAUGCUUCCGUUGGAGAAGAACAUCAAGAUUGCCCAGGAGACUGCCAUGGCUGCUAUUGAGACUGACAGCAUCACUACCGGAACUUCAUUCAAUUUUGAUGAUAGUAUUUUGGGUGGUGGUGACAAUGAGAGCAAUGAUAGUUUCAGUAUGAACAAGAAUAUGACGAUUGUUGAGGAUCCUCACAGCAGUGUGUUCCCACCGAGAGAAGAGGAUGACCUUGAACAGGCCUCGGGUGCAAUCAGAAGGGAGAUGAGGGGUCAUGGCAUGGAUGGUGAUUACGUAGACAUUGAGGGUCUUGACGAGUCGGCUGAGGCAAUGGGACAAGAUGACAGUGAACUACAGGAUCGUAGCCAAGAUGACAGUUCCUUGCUGGCCAAAGAUUUACAAAUAUCACCAGAGAAUAGUGAGAACGGCAUGUCUGAUGAAGAAUAUGAAAAUGAAGAAUACGAAUAUGAAGCGGGUCAAGAUGAAAGUUUCCCACAGGAUGAGAGUGCUCAGCAAGGCUUCCCAGAACAACAGCAAUACGAAGGCGAACCAAUGCAGGUCCAGUCCGUUCAAUAUGUGCCAAAUGAGGACUCCUACGAUAGCUACGACCCGGCUGCUUUCUUUCUGCAGAGCACGUCACUCAAAUUACCGGAGAACCACGGGCAAGUACUGCAGGAGGAGGAUAGCACAGGUGUGGCUGGCCCGAGUACGAAUCUUUCAAACGACCUCCAAAUGUCUGAAAGUGAUGGAGAAAACGAGGACGGAGCUGAGGGAGGGCAGGGGGGCAACGAAGGAUUUGACUUUAAUGAAUUUUUCGAAUCAUGAUGCAAAAAUUCUGAAAGGAGUGUGUAGAUAGAUACUUUUCCUGAUCAUGUGACAUUAUAGCAUUGGAGGUGAAACUGAAAUGGACUGUCAUUUUACCUGUCUGUAAGCAACUACAAGUCUAGUUGUGACUUCAUAAACUUUUUGUGACUUGUGCAUUUAAUCAUGAAGAUCAUUAUUUUGAGACUGUGAAUAAAAUCAUGUGAGUACAGUUAUCUGUACAUGUAUGUAAUCAUUGUAUAGUUCAUUAUCCAUUAUUAAAAAAACAAUUCAAGAGAAGAA